Messenger RNA from Ceratitis capitata (Mediterranean fruit fly), 714 nucleotides. RefSeq lists its product as uncharacterized. Bases 1 to 501 code for a protein of 166 amino acids. The record is from RefSeq and is a predicted model, not a curated record. The transcript has 4 exons. Lineage: Eukaryota; Metazoa; Arthropoda; Insecta; Diptera; Tephritidae.
AUGAGUAUGCUGGGUUUUGUAUAUCUAUUUUUGAUACUCGGUUGGAUUCUGAUUGUAUUAUUUUUAAAGUGUAAAAAGUCCAUCACACCACAUUUUGCCUUCAGCGAACAUUAUACGGACGCAACUGCGACGGAUCGUCGUCCCUCUGUGCACAUCAUUCAAUUGCCACCCGAAGAGAUGGAAAACGAAGAACAAUUUCUAGACACAUAUCAUCAGCGCAGCAACAGUUUACGUCGAUACUCAAAUCGUUCACACCGCUCAACGCUGCCGGAUGAGCGUACAAUCGAGACGACAUAUCCCACAGAUGCGAUUGUGAACCCAGCUUAUAUGCACGAUGAGGAGUACAUAAUCAAUGAUAAUAAUACGGCACAAAACGCACAGACACAAGUUUCUACACGAGCGGAAACGCCGCCGCCCUCAUAUGAAGAAGUUAUGCGUCAACCGGAGGUGUAUCCCAAAGUGCAUCAGAGUGUGAGUAAAGUGAGCGAUGCAAAUAUAUAAAAACUAACUGGCUCGCCUAACGCAAGCAGCAAAUAUCGAGUGUUUGCCUCCUCAAGUAGAAAAUCGUAGCAACGAAUUGCUGGUUGAAGAACAAAAAAGUCUUUUUGUACAUCAUUCACGCGUUGAAUUUAGUGCGAACGCACUGCGAGGGGCAUGCGCAUGUGCGUCAACAUAUACAUACAUAUGUUAUGUAUAUAUUUUAUAUAUAUACAA